UACUUAGGCACCGAGGACACUGAGGGGUCAGGCCCUUCAGAGGUUCACACCUUGUUGACACCACGUCAGGCACGUCCCACAUGCCUUUCUGAUCCUCUCGGCCCUUUUGGCCACAUCUCCUGACCUCCGUGAGGAGGGCCCUGUGGUGAGUGGCGUGCGCUUCCUGUUACAGGGGUCAGUGGCGUUCAGGGAUGUGAUUGUGGACUUCACCCCGGAGGAGUGGCAGCAGCUGAAGCCUGCGCAGAAGGACCUGUACAGGGACGUGAUGAUGGAGACCUACUGGAACCUGGUGUCGCUGGACUUGGAGACUAGUCCUGACCUGAAAGAAUUGGACCCACAGGAGGACAUUUGGGAAGACAGACCAUCCUCUGCAGUCGUGGCAGAAGGACCCAGGAGGGAUGGUGCCCAGGAUUCUGCCUGUGAAGGAGCUGGGACACAGGGUGACCUGGUAGGGUGGCGACAGGGGAGCUCAGGGACUUCUCUGGGGUGCUUGGACAUGUCCCAAGUGUUAGCCCAUGAAUGUCGUGAAUUUCAGGCAUUUGUCCACCGAAGCCCCUUGCCAGACCCACUGAGACCUGAAGGACUGGGAGGAGCAGGGACGCACCAGUUCACUGUGUGUGGGAAGGACUCAGGUACUUCAAGCCUCAGUCCUCCCUCCAGACUCUGUGCAGAGAAGAAGCCCUAUGAGUGCAGGGACUGUGGCAAGGCCUUCAGCUACAACUCCUCCCUGAAAGAGCAGCAACGAAUUCACACCGGGGAGAAGCCCUUCUCGUGUGCCACAUGUGGGAAGCAGUUCACCUGGCUCCCUUCCCCCACCAUCCACCAGCAUGUGCACAAGGGGGAGAAGCUGCUUGCCUCUAGGGACUGUGGAAAGGUCUUCAGCAGGAGCAAGUGCCUCAUCAUGUACCAGAGGACUCACAGAGGUAAGAAGCCUUUUGUGGUCCCGGAGUGCAGCAAGGCUUUCAGCCACAACUCCUCGAUCAAGGAUCAACGGCGUGUACACACUGGGGAGAGGCCGUAUGCAUGCGUAGACUGUGGCAAGGCCUUCAGCCAGAACAAGCACCUUAUUGUGCAUCAGAGCACUCACACCGGGGAGAAGCCAUACAUGUGCAGGGACUGUGGCAAGGCCUUCAGCCAGAACAAGUACCUCACCGUGCACCAGAGGACACACACUGGUGAGAAGCCAUUCACAUGUGUAGAGUGUGGCAAGGCCUUCAGCCAGAAGGCACACCUCAUGCGUCACCAGAGGACGCACACUGGGGAGAGGCCAUACAUGUGCGGGGACUGUGGCAAGUCUUUCAGCCAGAAAAAGCAUCUCAUUGUGCACCAGCGAACACACACAGGCGAGAAGCCGUUCACGUGUCCGGAGUGUGGCAAGUCCUUCAACAGGAGCUCGUCUCUCAGGCUGCACCUAGGGACCCACACGGGUGAGCGGCCCUACUCAUGUGGCCACUGCGGCAAGGCCUUUAGCCAGAAUGCCUACCUGAUCGAGCACCAGCACAUCCACAUGGGGGUAAAGCCCUUGGGGUGCAGUGUUUGCGGCAAGACUUUCAGCAAGAACUUCUUACUCAUGCAGCACCUGCGCGUGCACACCGGCGAGAAGCCCUACAAGUGUGGCCAGUGUGGCAAGGCCUUUGGCUGUAACUCAUCUUUGAAGACGCACCAACGAAUCCACACUGGGGAGAAGCCAUACGAGUGCAGGGAGUGUGGCAAGGCUUUCCGCUAUAGCUCGUGCUUGAAGAAUCACCAACGGAUCCACACUGGCGACAAGCCUUAUGAGUGUGGGGAGUGCGGCAAGGCUUUCCGCUACAAAUUGUGCCUAAAUAUGCACCAACACAUCCACACUGGGGAGAAGCCAUACCAGUGUGUGGAAUGUGGCAAGGCUUUCAGCUGUAACUCGAUCCUGAAGAAGCAUCAACAAAUCCACAUGGGGGAGAAGCCCUUCUUGUGCACCUCGUGCGGGAAGCAGUUCACCCAGCAGUUGAACCUCACCGUCCACCAGCGCAUGCACACUGGGUAAAGCAUAAGGUGUGUGGCGACUAUCGCACGGCCAUCAGCAGACGGCUCAGCUCACUGUGCAACGAGGAUGCAAAAUGGGGAGGAGCCAUACCAGUGCGCCCUGUGCGGGCGCGCCUUCAGCCAGAGCAUGCACGUGAUGGAGCACCAGUGGACACACGGGGUGAGAAGCUGUUUGCGUGUUCGGAGUGCAGCGAGGCUUGCCGCCAGAACGCCUGACUGAUCCAGCACCAGUAAUUCCAAAAGGGAGUGAAGACCUGCCGGUGUAGCCUGUGUGGCCAGACUUUCAGCCAGAACUUCUUCCUCAUGUAAGGACUGUGCUUGCACGCCAGAGACAAGCCCUGCAAGUGCUCUGUCUGCCAGACGCACCUCGCAGGGCUCCUUCCUGCGGCUCACUGCCACGCCCGCGUGAAGCCCCACAGGUGCAGCUGGUGUGGCAAGGCCUUUACUAAGGACUUGCUCACCCUGCACUAGAGGAUCCACAGGGCAAAGAAGCCCUGCGAGUGUGGCAAGGGAGAGAAGACAUUUAGGCUGAACAUCUACCUCAGGGACACCUGAGAGGGAUGCGCCUGUAUUGGGGGUGGGGCAUGGGAUGUCAUCAUUCACACCCAAUAGGGUGGUCCUUAGCCCAUGGGUCACUGCCAGGCUCGACAUUGGAGCACACAGGUAGGACUUAAGAGGGGUCCAGUCCACAUGGGUAUUAGGCACGUGGACUCUGGGGAGAGGCCACACUGUACACACAAGCUGCUUCCAGAGCGUCUGCAAGGCCGUGAGGACAGCAAGCCCCCGGCGGGGCCAGGGGCACUGUGGCUCCAGACUGGGCUCAGGUAAACUGACACACGAGCUGAGAGAACACAGUUAGUGUCUCUGGGUCUCCAUCUCCUGGACAGUAAAGACGGAGAGGGGAGGGAGAGAGGAA
Pteronotus mesoamericanus is the source of this 2935-nucleotide messenger RNA. Its product is annotated as zinc finger protein ZFP2-like. NCBI's taxonomy places the organism in Eukaryota, Metazoa, Chordata, Mammalia, Chiroptera, Mormoopidae. The record is from RefSeq and is a predicted model, not a curated record. The transcript has 2 exons. The coding region runs from base 266 to 2020 and encodes 584 amino acids.